Kwoniella mangroviensis CBS 8507 is the source of this 762-nucleotide messenger RNA. RefSeq lists its product as uncharacterized. The coding region runs from base 1 to 762 and encodes 253 amino acids. NCBI's taxonomy places the organism in Eukaryota, Fungi, Basidiomycota, Tremellomycetes, Tremellales, Cryptococcaceae. The transcript is spliced from 2 exons. The record is from RefSeq and is a predicted model, not a curated record.
AUGAAAUUCCAAAUUCCCUUGCUCGCCUCUUUAGCUCUUAUUGCUGGUGUUCGAGCCGCUCCUGUACCUGGACUGCUUGCUAACAUUCUGAGUCCUUUGCAACAACAACGUCCAUCCGCCUGUCCCACUUCGAACGCCGCUCCUUCCCAGCCCACUGCCACUGGUGGCGGACUUCUCGAGUCCAAUACCGGUUCUUCACUCUCUUCCAUCCUCAAGUCAUUGAAGAUCACUACUCCCGAGGGGCUCGAUACGACUCUGAACGGUAUUAAGCUCACUGGAUUAGACGACUUGCAAUUGAGUCAGUUCCUGCAAUUCAUUUUGCUUGGUCCUGGGGUACACAUCCCAAGCGGACAAGAUAUCAAUGAUAUAGUGAAUCAAAUUAUCCUCGAUCUCGAUAACGAGCUUACAACAGGGAACGAGAAUGGGAAUGGUAAAGGAGGAAUUUUAGGUAAUAUAUUCAACAGUGGUGAUGCUCCUGGAGCGCAAGUAUCUCAUCACGCUUUACAAGAUAUCGAUGCGAUCUUCACGGAUGGUGCCUUCGAACGAUUCCAAAGCACCUACAAAGCUACCCCGACUUCUAAAUCGGGCAACCUACCUGCGAUCGACCCAGGACCAUUAGCAAAUAUCAAACCGAGUGCCACUAUUGGCUUGUUACCCUCUGGCAGCGACAAGGGUGUACUUGGUUUGGCCAAUGUAGAUGUCUCUGCCGAUGUGAAUCUUGAGGGCGCUAAAAUUACUUUGGGUCCUAAGAUUCACCUCUAA